Papaver somniferum (opium poppy) is the source of this 3428-nucleotide messenger RNA. Its product is annotated as DNA mismatch repair protein MSH1, mitochondrial-like. Gene Ontology annotation, molecular function: ATP binding; ATP-dependent DNA damage sensor activity; mismatched DNA binding. Gene Ontology annotation, biological process: mismatch repair. Lineage: Eukaryota; Viridiplantae; Streptophyta; Magnoliopsida; Ranunculales; Papaveraceae. Gene Ontology annotation, cellular component: nucleus. The record is from RefSeq and is a predicted model, not a curated record.
CAAACCAAAACGAAAAACCCUAGGAGAGAGAAAGACAGAGGAGAAUGCAUUUGGCUAACAACUAAAACAGUCAUGACUUCACUCGCUAGAUUACGCGCUUUAGCUUUGCUUCAUUCAUACUCUCUUCACAAAUAUAACUCUUUUAGUUCUUCUCUACUCCCAUCAAAUAGAAGGUCAGUAAAUUCUAUUAAAACACAGAGGAUUCUAAGAGCAACUAUUACUGCUGCGGCAAAGAAAGCAAAAGAAACUAAAAAGGGUUUAGAUGUAAAAGAUGAGUGUCAUAUUAUCUGGUGGAAAGAGAAGAUGCAAAUGUUUAGGAAACCUUCCACCAUUCAGUUGGUGACGAGGCUCGUAUACUCAAAUCUACUAGGUGUUGAUGCCACCCUGAGAAAUGGAAGUUUGAAAGAAGGAACACUUAACUGGGAGAUAUUGCAAUUCAAAUCGAGGUUUCCUCGUGAAGUUUUACUUUGUAGAGUUGGGGAUUUUUAUGAAGCUAUUGGAAGCGCUUGCGUUCUAGUUGAGCAUGCUGGUUUGAAUCCUUUUGGUGGUGUCCGUGCAGAUAGUAUUCCAAGAGCUGGCUGCCCUGUAGUGAACUUACGGCAGACUUUGGAUGACUUGACAAGCUGUGGGUACUCAGUUUGCAUUGUUGAAGAGGUCCAGGGUCCCACUCAAGCCCGCUCUCGUAAAGGUCGCUUUAUAUCCGGGCAUGCACAUCCAGGUAGCCCUUAUGUAUUUGGUCUUGCUGGAGUUGUUCACGAUGUUGAUUUUCCUGAGCCAAUGCCUGUUGUUGGGGUAUCUCGUUCAGCAAAGGGUUAUUGCAUAGUUUCAGUUCUGGAGACCAUGAAGACAUUUUCAUUGGAAGAUGGCUUGACAGAAGAAGCUAUAGUAGCCAAGCUUCAUAUUUAUCGGUACCAUCACUUGUAUUUGCAUACAACAUUAAGAAAUAAUUCUUCAGGCACUUCUUGUUGGGGGGAAUUUGGCGAAGGAGGGCUUUUGUGGGGCGAAUGUAACGGAAGACAAUUCGAAUGGUUUGAUGGUAACCCUGUCACCGAAGUUUUGUGCAAGGUUAGGGAGGUUUAUGGUCUUGAUGAUGAGGUGGAACUUCGAAAUGUUACCGUGACUUCUGAGAAAAGGCCUCGUCCAUUACACCUUGGAACAGCUACACAAAUUGGUGCCAUACCAACAGAGGGAAUACCAAGUUUGCUAAAGGUGUUGCUUCCAUCAAAUUGUGGUGGCCUUCCCGUUCUGUAUCUUAGGGAUCUACUUCUCAACCCUCCACCAUAUGCAAUUGCAUCAGCAAUCCAAGAGGCAUGCAGGCUUAUGAGCACUGUUACAUGCUCGAUUCCUGAGUUUACGUGUGUAUCAGCUGCAAAGCUUGUGAAACUGCUCGAAUCGAGGGAAGCAAAUCAUAUUGAGUUCUGCAGAAUCAAAAAUGUAGUGGAUGAUAUUUUGCAGAUGCACAAAAACUCUGAGCUUGAUGUUAUCCUCAAAUUGUUAUUGGAUCCGACGUGGGUUGCAACUGGUUUAAAAAUUGAACUCCAGACCUUGGUGAGUGAAUGCGAAUGCGUUUCUAGAAGUAUUGCUGACGUUAUCUCUAUGGAUGGUGAGAAGGAUCAAAUAAUAAGUUCUUUUCCUGUCAUACCUAGUGAUUUCUUUGAGGCUAUGGAGUCUUCUUGGAAAGGUCGUGUGAAGAGGAUCCAUGCAGAAGAAGUAUUUGCUGAAGUAGAGACAGCAGCUGAGGCCUUGUCUGAAGCUGUGUCAGAGGAUUUCGUUCCAAUUAUAUCGAGAAUAAAAGCUACCACAGCCCCUCUUGGUGGUCCAAAAGGUGAAAUAAUGUUUGCCAGAGAGCAUGAUGCAGUUUGGUUCAAGGGUAAACGUUUUGCGCCUGCUGUAUGGGGGGGUACCUCUGGGGAAGAACAAAUCAAACAGCUUAGACCUGCUACAGAUUCAAAAGGGAAAAAGGUGGGGGAGGAAUGGUUUACUACCCAAAAAGUCGAGGAUGCGCUAAAUAGGUACCACGAGGCAGGUGCUAACGCAAAAGUUAGGGUCUUGGAAUUGCUGAAGGAACUCUCUACAGAGUUGCAAACUAAAAUAAAUGUUGUUGUUUUCAAUUCCAUGCUGCUUGUCAUCUCAAAGGCACUUUUCUCUCAUGUGAGUGAAGGGAGAAGAAGGAAAUGGAUUUUUCCAUCCUUAGUCGAGUUCAUGAAACCAAAGGAUAAAAGCUCGACAGAUGGAGUGAAUAUGAUGAGGAUAUCAGGCUUGUCACCUUACUGGUUUGAUGUUGCGCAUGGCUGUGCAGUACAAAAUACUGUGGAUAUGCAAUCCUUGUUUAUUCUGACUGGACCAAAUGGUGGUGGUAAGUCAAGUUUGCUGCGUUCAAUCUGUACAGUUUCAUUGCUUGGAAUAUGUGGUUUGAUGGUGCCUGCUGAGUUCGCGUUGAUUCCGCAUUUUGAUUCGAUAAUGCUUCACAUAAAAUCAUAUGAUAGUCCUGCUGAUGGGAAAAGUUCAUUUCAGAUUGAAAUGUCUGAGAUUCGUUCUAUCAUCACCGGAGCCACCUCGAGAAGCCUUGUUCUCGUGGAUGAAAUUUGUAGGGGAACUGAAACGGCAAAAGGGACCUGUAUUGCUGGCAGCACCAUUGAAACUCUCGAUAACAUUGGUUGCCUUGGUAUCAUCUCCACCCACUUGCAUGGUAUUUUCAGUUUACCAUUGAAAACAAAUAAUACUGUUUACAAAGCAAUGGGCACUGAGAUUGUCAAUGGACAUCCAAAACCGACAUGGAAACUGAUAGAUGGGAUUUGUAGAGAGAGCCUUGCUUUUGAAACAGCUCAAGAGGAAGGGAUUCCUGAAGCAGUAAUUCAGAGAGCCGGUGAGUUAUACCUUUCGCUCAGUGGAAAGGGUUUGAGUUUACAGAAAAAUGACAUGGAGGUAGAUAAUAGGAGCUCUGAUUCUGUCGAAGGUGAAACUCUUAACCCCAUGGAAAUCCUGCUAAAAGAAGUUGCAGCUGCUAUGACAGUAAGCUGUCAGAAGAAGUUGGCUGAGCUCCACAAGCAAAGGAGUCUAGCCGAACCUGCAGAAGUGAUGUGUAUUACGACUGCUAGAGAACAACCGCCUCCAGCGGUGAUAGGUUCUUCGUGUGUCUAUGUGCUGUUCAGGCCUGAUAAGAAGUUGUACAUUGGGGAGACGGAUAACCUUGAAGGCCGAAUUCGUGCACAUCGCUCAAAAGAAGGUAUGCAAAAUGUGCCAUUCCUCUACAUUGUAGUCCCUGGCAAGAGUGUUGCUAGCUUGCUUGAAACCAAUCUCAUCAAUCAGCUCCCUAAUCAUGGCUUCCGGCUCUCAAAUGUGGCCGAUGGUAAGCUUCGCAACUUCGGUACAUCAAAUAUUCUGGACAACUUUAACUGUGCGUCGGUAAGUCAGUUGCAUUGACUUCA